Messenger RNA from Bursaphelenchus okinawaensis, 2226 nucleotides. Lineage: Eukaryota; Metazoa; Nematoda; Chromadorea; Rhabditida; Aphelenchoididae. The record is from the annotation of a GenBank genome assembly.
AUGAAGUACGUCAAUAUUUUGCUGUUAUUUUUACAUUUUUUGAUUGAAAAUGUACUUUUUAAUAUACUUAAUGUGUUGGUGGAACUAUUUUCAGGCCUAAUGAUUUAAAAACGUAUCGUGUAAUAGCAGUAGGCACCAAGGAUAUUGAGGAUGAUCAAUUGGUAUGUUCCUUGCCGAAAGGAGAUGUUCCGGCCAAAUGGCAGUCAAUAAGUCACAACGACAAUUGUAAAUGGCGCAUGUAUUACAUUGAUUGUCAGUUUGCGACAGCUCCAAUGUACUUUAACCUCAAGUACAAGUAUGCACCAUCAACUAUGCCGACGACCCAACUGUAUAUUCGAGAACUUGUGAUAGAAAAAUUGCCGGUUACUGUGUGUUUCAAUCACAUGUUUAUGUUUGAAAAGUGGCAAAAUGCCUUAGCUGCCUUUGAAUUGUACAUUGCUUAUGGUGCUAGUGCUCUAGUGGUACCAGUUCAUAGUGUAGUAGAAGACUUUUACGAAAUCCUGCUUUAUUUCCAAAGACGAUUGAAGGGUUUGAGGCUGAAUAAGAGUGUUUUGUUACCUAAAAUUGUGAGUUACUAUUUACUGUAGAAGAUAUAGGUUAAAUUAUUUUCAGAAAGACCUCGGUUUCGACACGAACUCAGAAGUUGAAAAGGCAUCGUGGCUGUUAAGUGCUAGUGAAUGUUUAUUCUUUUAUCGGCAAGCGUCUGAAUUCAUAAUAUUUGCUGAUUAUGAUGAAGUUAUAGUGCCGAGAUACUCGAAUCAUUUGUACGAAGAAUUAUGGAGUUUGUCACAACAGAAUCCGACUGCCGCUUCGUUUGAGUUUCGGAUUGCUACUACUGCUGCUUAUCAACGUAGGUUUACCUUUAAAUUUAGAAGGAAAGUAUUUAAAUUGCUUCUGAAAAUCUGCUUAAUUUUUGUAUUACUCCGCAUAAAAAACUUAGCUUGCGAUCUUGAGUUUUGAAAAUUGUACAUUUGAAUAUCUGCUUUUGGCAAAUUUGGCAUUGUGUUGCAAGAACGUUUUUUGGUAAACUUUUAUAAAACUUUAAAAUUACUUUUCAAAAUAAUAAAGCCAAUAUUUCCAGACCAAUCCCCACAAAAAUAUAGUGUAAAACGUAUGGUACUAUCAGCCUUGGUCCAAGAAGUCGCUGAAUUUGGUGUGCCGGCCGUUGUUGCCAAUCGUACUGGACGUCCUUUCCUUCAUUCGCCAUUGGCCAAAAUUGACAUUGGAGAUUAUGAUCAUAAGUUGAUGUCCAAAGAACAUGCAUGGGCUUACAAAUUCAACUAUCCCUUCUUUAAUCCGGUAUUGAAAGACGUGAGUUACAGUAUGCUUUAAUAAUCAUAAGUGAGGUUACGGCGGUGUAAUGUGAUUAUAGUGUAAUGUAAUAUUUAAUUAUCAUAGUGUAUUAUUAUGUUAAUUUUUUGAUAGUUUUUUAAUGUUACACUGGGGUUACACUGAGUAUUAUGAUAUACUGUGAUUAUAUUAUACUUCUAUUACUAUGACACUUUGAUCUUUUGUAUCGUAAUAUGUCUUUAUGGAGGUGAUGGUACAAUAAUAUACUCAGGGUUUUUGACUUUUGUACCGUACGGUAUUGUAAAUCUACUUAAUGUAUUUCGUCUGUUGGUUGUGUGUUACUGUGUAAAAAUAAGGAUUUAGGUAGCAAUACCAUCGUAUCUCGACCCGGAUAGUGAUAUUGUAAACAACAUGGAGAAGAACUUCCACAUUAAGAUUAAGGAAAACAAUGACGUUUAUCAAGUAAGUUAAGUCAUGUAUAUUGAAAAUGAUACGCCUUCUGAUGUGAAUGAUAGAUAGUAUACUUGAUAAAGUUUUAUUGUAGAUCUUUAUGGUAGAACUUGUAGUAGGUCAAGCUACGUAAAAAACUACAACGAUACCUUAAGUUACUAUGAGAAAAACAAUUUGAUACCUAAAAUCAUAAAUUAUUAUCAAAAAAACCUUCAGAAAUACCUAAAACUUCGAAACGAACGAAUAUACGAACGUAAAAUGGCAGGAUGCAUCAAGAAACGGCAAGGAACGCCAGGACAAUGUGAAAAUUCAAUACCAUGCCUACCACCACCAAGUAAGAUAUUACCGCGCUGUGUUGUUAUAGAUAGUCGUGCUACUCAAUAUGCCGAUCCAAGCGGCAGAAACUUUUACGUAGCCGUUCGAAGAGUGUUGCAACGUCAGGAUAACUGUAGAAUCAAGUUCAGAGAUGCUGAGCCGGCUACGUAA